Molecule: messenger RNA, 768 nt
Organism: Cucurbitaria berberidis CBS 394.84
Lineage: Eukaryota; Fungi; Ascomycota; Dothideomycetes; Pleosporales; Cucurbitariaceae
Exons: 2
Coding region: 18-641 (207 amino acids)
Source: RefSeq, a predicted model, not a curated record
CGCAUCACCUGGACGUGAUGCCCACUUACUGUAAACAGCUUUCCGCGAUGUUUGCCAUGUGCAACGGGACGAAGUAUGCGGCGGACAAUGCACCAGUGAGGAACUGCGGUGACAACAACUGGUGCUGCGGAGAAAAAAAGUGCUGUGACCAGCCAUCGAGCAUAUUCCAGCUCGCAGCGACCGCGGGACGAUCGUCGACAACCUCCUCCUCUUCCUCACUCUCUAGCCACACGUCCUCAGCGACCACGACCGCACCGCCCGCAACUUCGUCCCCAGCCCAAGAAACCGCCGCAACGGGUCUCAGCACAGGCGCAAAAGCCGGCAUCGGAGUCGGCGCGGCCGCAGUGGUAAUCCUUUGCAUCCUCGUGGCUGUGCUGCUCAUCCGGUUAAAGAAGCAGAAGCAAGCGGAAUACAACAGCAUGGACAAGACAAACAUAAUGUCCAGCGACGCGCCGAUGGGAGUCCAUGAGCAGAAAUACGGGUUAAACACGCACGAGCGUGAGGUCCCAUUGGGCGAGUUGCUGGUGGAGAAUGGGCUGGUUGAGCUGAGUGAACGACAACAUUUGGUUGCUGAGUUGGAGAGUAGGGAGGUGCCUAGGGAGCUGAGUGCUAGGGGUGGGAAUGUAGAGAAGUAUACAUGACUUCUUGCGGAUCGUAGGGCAUAGGCGUCGGAUUUGAUACUGAAUCAGAAUCCUGAUUGUCAUCUAGACGACAACACGCGUUUAGUUGCGACAUUAAUCGUGCGCUGCCAAUGGAUGUUAACAGCCU